Molecule: messenger RNA, 747 nt
Organism: Guillardia theta CCMP2712
Lineage: Eukaryota; Cryptophyceae; Pyrenomonadales; Geminigeraceae
Exons: 8
Coding region: 1-747 (248 amino acids)
Cellular component (GO): intracellular membrane-bounded organelle
Molecular function (GO): phosphatidylinositol binding
Source: RefSeq, a predicted model, not a curated record
AUGAGGAAGGAGAUGAUUACGAGCCUGUGCGAGUGUCGCUCCAAGGACUUGGACCCCGAGCUCCGGUGCAUCCUCUGCGGCGAGAACAAGUGCAGCGGCUGCUCCGCGCUUCUGCAGAAGAGCUACGUCCUCGACAAAUCAGAGCAGAGGCAAGCGCGAGGGACCAUGAACGGCAAGGGAGAGGAGAACCCUGGGAUCGAGGAGGGGCAUCAUCAGAUAGUGAACGAGAUCUCCUACAAGAAAGACUCGUGCUACUACUCUCAGGAUUCGGAGAUGGCCGGAUGGGACAAAGUAGAGCAAACCAAGGCCUCCAAACCCGCAAAGAACAGGAGGGACCCUCUUCUUCAGGUUUGGUUCCGGGAGCCUGUGACGCACAGAAGUGCAGACUCGACGCUCCUGGUCCCCAAGGAGUUUACUCUCUACGAGUUCAUGAUACAGUGGGGAGAUCGUCGGUGGAUUGUAAAGAGGAGGUUCAGGGAGUUUGUUGCACUAGAUGCUGCUCUCGAUGCAAGUUUGCCUGAAGAAGUUCAACUCCCACCCUUCCCCGGAAAGAAGGCCUUGGGUCGCAUGAGCCCGUCAUUGAUCCGCACGAGGAGGAUGGAGCUAGAAGCUUACUUACGAGAGGUCUUGUUGAAUCGGCACAUCAGCGUGAAUGUACAUGUUCGCAAUUUCUGUCGACUGCCUGAAGGCUGCAACGAAGCAGUCAAGUGGGAGGCUCCAUGGGAAGAAUGGAAGGCCACGGAUUAA